GCUGCGGCAGCGGCGGGAGACUCGGCGCGGCCACCGGCGACGGCGAGCCGCACGCGGAGCAGUCGAGAAAGUAGGUCGGCGCUCAACAAAAGAGUCGGGCCGCCUCCUCUCAGGCGGAGCUGCGGGAGGACGCUCCAUGUUGGGAAGCGGCGCCGCUCGCCCUCGUUAGCGGGAAUCGGGGCGCCGCGGGGCAGAGCCGCCGGGGGCCGGGCCCUGAGCGAAGAUGGAGGCCCCGCCGCGGCCUGCCGCGGACAUCCUGAGGCGGAACCCGCAGCAGGACUACGAGCUCGUCCAGAGGGUCGGCAGCGGCACCUACGGAGACGUGUACAAGGCCAGAAAUAUACAUACUGGAGAGUUGGCUGCAGUAAAAAUAAUCAAAUUGGAGCCUGGAGAUGAUUUUUCUUUGAUUCAACAAGAAAUAUUUAUGGUUAAAGAAUGUAAACAUUGCAACAUCGUUGCCUACUUUGGGAGCUAUCUCAGUCGUGAAAAACUGUGGAUCUGCAUGGAGUACUGUGGAGGCGGAUCACUUCAAGAUAUUUAUCAUGUUACUGGGCCAUUGUCAGAAUUGCAAAUAGCGUAUGUAUGCCGAGAAACCUUACAGGGUCUUGCCUAUUUGCACACAAAAGGAAAGAUGCAUAGAGAUAUCAAAGGUGCAAAUAUUCUACUGACAGACCAUGGUGAUGUAAAAUUAGCUGAUUUUGGUGUGGCUGCAAAAAUAACAGCUACCAUUGCGAAGAGAAAAUCUUUUAUUGGUACCCCUUAUUGGUUCACUCUGAUUAUUAACUGUAGUAGUAAACAUAUUUUAAUAUUGUUCUUUAACUUAAAUUUUUAUUUCAGGGCUCUCUUCUUAAUGUCGAAAAGCAAUUUUCAGCCACCAAAGCUAAAGGACAAAUCAAAAUGGUCAUCAACUUUUCAUAAUUUUGUCAAAAUAGCACUAACCAAAAAUCCCAAAAAAAGACCAACUGCUGAAAGACUUCUAACACACACAUUUGUUGGACAGCCAGGUCUGUCUAGGGCACUAGCAGUUGAACUGUUGGACAAAGUGAACAAUCCAGACAACCAUGCACAUUAUACCGAAGGAGAUGAUGAUGACUUUGAGCCCCAUGCUGUCAUUCGUCAUACAAUUAGAUCUACAAACAGGAAUGCCAGAGCUGAACGGACAGCUUCAGAAAUAAAUUUUGAUAAAUUACAGUUUGAGCCUCCUCUGAGAAAAGAAACGGAAGCACGUGAUGAAAUGGGAGUAUCCUCAGACCCAAACUUUGUAUUACAUUGGAAUCCUUUUGUUGAUGGUGCAAAUACUGGCAAAUCGACCUCAAAACGUGCAAUCCCACCCCCUCUGCCUCCUAAGCCAAGGAUCAGCAGUUACCCUGAAGACAACCUCCCAGAUGACGAAAGAUCAUCAACCAUAAAACGUUGCCCUGAUUCAGACAGCAGGGCUCCCCAUGUGCUCAGAAGACAGAGCAGCCCAAGCUAUGGUCCUGUAGCAGAGUCGUCCUCUAUUGGAAAUGGGGAUGGGAUCUCCAAGCUGAUGAGUGAAAACACAGAAGGAUCAGCACAAGCACCGCAGUUACCACGGAAGAAGGACAAACGAGACUUCCCUAAACCAGCCAUUAAUGGCCUUCCACCUACCCCAAAAGUGCUGAUGGGAGCGUGUUUUUCAAAAGUUUUUGAUGGCUGCCCUUUGAAAAUUAAUUGUGCAACAUCCUGGAUACAUCCUGAUACAAAAGAUCAAUACAUUAUUUUUGGAACUGAAGAUGGAAUUUACACAUUGAAUCUCAAUGAGCUACAUGAGGCAACCAUGGAACAGUUAUUUCCACGAAAGUGUACCUGGCUCUAUGUUAUCAAUAAUACUUUAAUGUCAUUAUCAGAAGGAAAAACCUUCCAGCUCUAUUCUCAUAAUCUUAUAGCUUUGUUUGAACAAGCCAAAAAACCAGGAUUGGCUGCCCAUAUUCAAACUCAUAGAUUUCCAGACCGCAUACUGCCAAGAAAGUUUGCUUUAACAACAAAGAUUCCCGAUACAAAAGGCUGCCACAAGUGUUGCAUAGUCAGAAACCCUUACACAGGACACAAGUACCUCUGUGGAGCUUUACAGUCCGGCAUUGUUUUACUCCAGUGGUAUGAGCCGAUGCAGAAGUUCAUGUUAAUCAAGCACUUUGAUUUUCCUUUGCCAAGUCCUUUGAAUGUUUUUGAAAUGCUGGUCAUCCCAGAACAAGAAUAUCCCAUGGUCUGUGUAGCUAUUAGCAAGGGCACUGAAGCAAAUCAGGUAGUUCAGUUUGAGACAAUCAAUUUGAAUUCUACAUCUUCGUGGUUUACAGAGAUUGGCACAGGCAGCCAGCAAUUAGAUUCCAUCCAUGUAACACAGUUGGAGAGAGAUACUGUUCUAGUGUGUUUGGACAAAUUUGUAAAAAUUGUAAACCUACAAGGAAGAUUAAAAUCAAGUAAGAAAUUGGCCUCUGAGCUAAGUUUUGAUUUUCGCAUUGAAUCUGUAGUGUGCCUUCAGGACAGUGUAUUGGCUUUCUGGAAACAUGGAAUGCAGGGCAAAAGCUUCAAGUCAGAUGAGGUUACCCAGGAGAUUUCCGAUGAAACAAGAGUUUUCCGCUUACUUGGAUCUGACAGGGUUGUCGUUUUGGAAAGCAGGCCAACAGAAAAUCCUACUGCACACAGCAACCUCUACAUCUUAGCUGGACAUGAAAAUAGUUACUAAGCAAUAGGAAUGAAUCUCACAUAACAAGAAAGGAAUAUAAUCCGUUGAAAGCAAAGACAUUUCGAGGAAAUUCAGUGCAAACUUCGGUCUGAUUUGCUUUAACUAUUAUGGGUUAUAUUUCAGGUUAUCUGUAUUUUAGGGUAGAAUUCAGUAUUUUCUGUAGCUGGAAACAGCUAGUCUUAUCUCUUGCCACUGUGUGGUGGUUUUAUCAAGUUUGCUUAAUAAAAGCGAUGAGACAAACAGUCCUCAAGUUCCAGGAAACACAGUCUUUUUUAAAAAAAUAAUGUUUGUAACAAGGGUGCCAUGGUAUUUUUAAGUAACUCAAGUGAUUAUCUUCAGAGGGAUACAUUUAAUGACAUUUUAUCAUUUUCUACCACGUCUUUCUUACUCCUUCUUAAUGAUCAUAAUUUUAUAAAGAAAUUACCAAACAAGCCUUUCACUUCUGCAUUGGCCAUUCUGUAUGUUUUUGUAAAAUAGAAUAUUUAAUCCUUAUUUAUUAAUCUCUUGCUGGAGUGGUGUAAUGUAUCUAACUUUUAGCAAAAGAAGGUUGCAGAGCAGCUUAGGUUUUUUUUUUAUGAUAUGUAAAAUUUGGUUUACUUUUUAAAGGUAAUACUUCAAGGACUUAAGAUGUGUUUGAGGGUUCAACACAUACACGCAUUUCCAUUUAACAAAAAAAUUUUGUAAUACAAUUUCAUGCAGAAUUGUCUUAAAAGGAAGGUUUUUUUUUUAUUAUUAUUCAACUACAAAUAGUUGAAUGGCAUCAGAUAGAAAAGAUAGUGAUGAUGAUUGUAAUAUCCUUGGGAGAGAUGUAUAUGUCUAGGUGUGACUACCACAUAUAUGGGUUCUUGACAAGCAGUAUAAUAUACCUGUGAUGUUUUUCUUUUACAUUAGGGAUAAUGCAUGUGAAAUUAAUCACCAUAUAUAUUAUCAUCCCUAAUGAGAGGGGGGCAGUAUUUAACUAUGAUAUGUAUUUUACUUAUACUAUGCCAAAGGGAAAACAUAAAGCCAGUACACUUGUAAUCUGGGGUUUUCACAUAUUUAGGUUUUUGUUUUGAGUAGGUUUAAGGGGAAAAAUGUUUGAAUAAAAUUGAAUUACUGAUGGGAUAGUAUAAAUAAGUAUUAUAAAAGCCAGUAUUCUAAAAAUAAGGAAGAAUGCAGCCAUUUUUGAGUAUAUUUCUUUUGUUGUUUCUGUUCAAAAUUUAAAUGUCUGUACCUGUUAAUUGAAUGCAUUUGUUGAGAAAAGCACUGGGAUGGACCGGGGUUAGCAAGAUCAAAUUAUAAGAUUUUUCUGACCAGUUGAGAGGAAAAUAAGCAUAACUAUCUCAUUCAAUCUCAAGCAGUUUUGUCAAGUAUUAUCAUCUCCAUCUUUCAGCUGAAGGAAUGAGGGUUUAGCAAGUUGAGAGACUUACCCACUUCACACAGCAAGUCAGUGGUUGAGCCAGACUAGGAGUCUUAUGACUCUGUUAUUUUCACUAUGCAAUAUGCAAACAAUAAAAUAUUAUACCAA
Messenger RNA from Ochotona curzoniae (black-lipped pika), 4211 nucleotides. RefSeq names its product mitogen-activated protein kinase kinase kinase kinase 5 (gene MAP4K5). Gene Ontology annotation, biological process: protein phosphorylation. The coding region runs from base 224 to 2704 and encodes 826 amino acids. Gene Ontology annotation, molecular function: ATP binding; MAP kinase kinase kinase kinase activity. The transcript has 32 exons. The record is from RefSeq and is a predicted model, not a curated record. NCBI's taxonomy places the organism in Eukaryota, Metazoa, Chordata, Mammalia, Lagomorpha, Ochotonidae.